CUUGUUAGACAUAGAUAUAUUUUCCCUAAUUCAAAUGUUUUCUAUAAAGCAACCUCUUACUUUAAAUGUCACAUUUAUUUUUCAACACCGAUGCACUUGGUUCUGAUCCAGUGACAGUGCCACAAGUGCUUAACUCCCACAUAAACGUGCACAAAUACAUAGACUUUCUCACUAUUUCUCUAUCUUACACCCAUAGCUACACAGAACUGCAUACAUAUUCUAGAUACUUUCUAUUUUAGUGUUCAUAAUUAUUUGAUGAUGGGGCUUCUAGUUUCUCAACCACCCCUUUGUACACACGAUCUAGCUAUGAAUAAUUUAACUCAGUGAGCUAAAAAGGUGGAUCCCUUAAAACAGCAGGUACACUCAAACUCUGGAGGCAGGACACAGAGCAUUUUUCCUCCUAAAUUUAACAUCCGCCCACUCCUUAUACACAGCUUUUCUGCCGGACUCUCUUCCACCAAGCUGGAAAUAAGUCCAAUAUUUUAAUCCAUCAAUCCACACGGUCACCUAAGCCCAAGGCAACACGGUGUCAAGCUAAUGCCAUUCCACCCGAGAAAGACUUCGUAUAUGGACUGACGCUUUCCCUGCACCUCAUUGUCAGUCAUCCACAAUGGAGGAACUCCAAAGGAAACUGAACCAGCGCUAUGAAGGCACCAAGCCCAGAAAGGUGAGAUUCAAGCUGGCGUCAUCCUACAGCGGUCGGGUGCUGAAGCACGUGUAUGAGGAUGGUCAGGAGGUGGAGAGUCCAGAGGAAAAAUACCCUCACAGCUUCGUGCAUCGUAAAAUCCCGCCCAGCCACCUUGAGAUGGAGCAGUUCUGCAGCUUUGAGGAGACUCAAAGGGAAGAACAAGGUUUCUAUCCCACAACAGGACUCAUUGCCCAGAGAAUAAAUGUAUACAGAGGGCUGAGAAACUACAAGCCUGCGGGUGGUCAGACUGAAGAAACAGAGGGCGACAGCAAGUCCUCAGUUUUGGACUUUGGCAAAAUAAUCAUCUACACCAGCAAUCUACGCAUCAUAAGAGCACCACCAAAGAAGCCCGAAAUGAUGCGGCAGCACUCUGUCCCUCCGCUGGACUUGGAGGGAUGCCCCAAGGCCCGGGAUAGGGGAAGCCGGAGGAGGGCUAAAGCUCCUCAGGCACAGGAGGAGGGGGAAAAGGAGGAGAAAGGGAUCAGCAACGAAGAUACAGAGGAGGCCGACAGCUGCCAGCAUUGUGGCGGUUCAGGCUGCGCGCCGUGCUCCCUCUGUCAUGGCAGCAAGCUGUCCAUGCUAGCGAACCGCUUCAAUGAGUCCAUCAGCGAUCUGCGAUGCCAAGCCUGCUACCCCCAUGGUCUGGAGAAGUGCCAGUCCUGCUCCAGUAAAUAGCGCCAUUUGGCCGGCACCCAUGUCUGGCGAUGAGAGCGCAGCCCUGAGUGUGUGACCGAUGGGCUAUUGCCUUGUCAGAACCGCCUCAGCUGCAGUACUGCUUUAAUCCAAAAUGUUCUUGGUGGGAUGUUUUGGAGCCCUACAAGGAAACAUAAGCCAUGAGAAGACAGGGGAAUACUGACUGUUCUGCAGACACAAAAUCAUGAAAUAGCAAUUACUGUGUGCAGUGAAUGUUGCAUGAGAUAACACAAACACAUAAUCCCUUUUUUUCCAACUUUUUUUUUUUUUUUUUGCAUCUGUGUGCCUCUUCGCCAUAGAACCUUGUUCGACAACCUUGUUAUAAUUUUAAUUAAAAUGACAAAUUUGGGAGUUAAACGUUCUUACCGACAAAGCGGCUCUUUUGUCAUUUUUUUCCGGUUUAUUAAACAGAGAGAUUGUAACCUUUAUCAUGUCAAAAUGAUGUAUUUGUCAGAGCUAAUUGCUGUUUAUUUUUCUAAACAGGGGUGAAAAGACCCAACCUAGAAAAUAAGGAAAUAGUGUGAAAAGGUAAUUGUUUGAAACAAAGGUGUGUUUAGAUAAGCUAUCUUGAAUCAACUGUUUUAAAAGAAAAUAAUGCACAAUACCUUAAAAAAUUUUUUUUAAGUCAACAGUAAAUACAGGUUCUACAUCCAAAAUUCUUGUUUAAAACUACAUUAUCCCAGUUUUGUGCAUAAUAUGAAAAAGUACAGAGGAGGAAUUUUCAACAAAUGACAGAAGUAGAGCCAGUCCAGGCCAGAACCAAUCCAAAUGAUUGCUUGGUGCCUUCAAACUGAAAGGGGCUCCCAAAGUGUACUUAACUUUUCAGAUUACACAUAUGGGUUUUUAAAAAUGUAGUUGUUUUAACCUUAUUUCAAUAUUCAAAAGAACUGACAAAUAUAAUCAUUGCUAUCAUAUAAAGGAAAACAAUGGCUUAAUUAUUAUAUAGGCAUUAAUAAUUGGAUGUCAUUUGUUUAUUGUACCCAUACUUGGACUAAUUUCAUGCAAACUGUAACUGUAAAUGCAUUUCUUUAUAAAUUACAAUUUUCCUUGUGUACCUUUAAGCACAACCCGUUAAAAUGCACCUUCACUCCUCUUUCCACUGAUUCUGCUUUGAAAUGUUGCACACUGGACACAA
Fundulus heteroclitus (mummichog) is the source of this 2516-nucleotide messenger RNA. RefSeq names its product glutaredoxin domain-containing cysteine-rich protein 2. Lineage: Eukaryota; Metazoa; Chordata; Actinopteri; Cyprinodontiformes; Fundulidae. The transcript is spliced from 5 exons. The coding region runs from base 611 to 1363 and encodes 250 amino acids. Gene Ontology annotation, biological process: sensory perception of sound. The record is from RefSeq and is a predicted model, not a curated record.